Molecule: messenger RNA, 1491 nt
Organism: Cuscuta epithymum
Lineage: Eukaryota; Viridiplantae; Streptophyta; Magnoliopsida; Solanales; Convolvulaceae
Source: the annotation of a GenBank genome assembly
CCGAAAUGUUAGGUGUCCGGGUUUUUGUGGUGGCAGUACCACAGAAGAGAGGAAGCCCAAACGUUAUGGCUUAAGUCAAAGUGGUGCCUUUUUGAAGGGAGAAAUAGUAUUCAUAAUCUCUGACGAGUUACAGAUCAGGCCUGCCUCUCCUGCAGUUCUUGCUCAACUUAUUCCUGACAUGGGCUCAAGAGAUUGGAGUAGUAGAAUCAGGGAGAUGUGUGUUCAAGUUUCCAAGGCUGAGGUAAUAUGCUUGCUUGCACGUUCAUUGGUUUCAGAGUCUCCAAUAAGCGACGUCUUUCUGACUGAUGUUCCUGCAUAUGGUACAGCGGGAAUCCAAAUGAAGCCAUUGAAACUUGUUUCUACCUUUUCAUCACCAGCUUCCGAGUCGCUUCAGAAUGCUGAACAGAGUAAUGAUGCUAGCGUGAAUCUUAAAGUGACAUUGGUCAAGUCUACACAGGAGAUAUUGUUCGGUGAAGCGACAAAUGAGUUCUUUGAUUUCAUGUGCAGCUUUCUGACCACUCCUAUCGGAUCAAUGAUGCGUGUUUUGGAAGGGCAAUCGGGGCUAAAAUGCAUGGAUAACUUGUACACUAGUGUGCUAGAGUUGGAUCCGAACUGGUUUCAUUCUUCAAAUAAGUGUGGCUUACUCGAGCUUUGCAUUGCGCAAGAUCAUAACUGCAAGAAGCAGCUUAUCAAAUCUUUCAACACCAAACAUAUACUCGAGCAUCUCAUAAGCUCAAGGUGGAGCAAUAAUUUUACUGUGGAACCAUCAAUGUUCUUGGUUCCAGAUGAUUUUGAAGUAAAGCCUCUUUCUGCUACUUCCAGUUUCCUCUUACUAAAGAAAUUGGAAAUUUCUUUCAGUCAGACUGAAGAGCGAUGUGUCACUGUCGGUAUGAAAGAGGCCAUAAGCUUACUGAAGGCUGCUCUGACAUCAACAUCAUCUGCUCUUACAAAGGGAUUAGGCCCCUUCUUGCAGAAGCACAGCCCCUAGCUGCAGUGCUGCACCAUCUACUUACGCCCCAACGAAAAUAUCAGGGAGAACUUCAAGCUGUCUAAAUAAUGCUGCGAAAGUUCAGUUAUAUUUAUCUAGUUUUUUCAUUAUCUCAACUCUCAAGAAUGUUAUUCAAGUUUAUCUUUGUUCGGGGUAUAGUUCUGUACUUUAUAGUUUAUACCCAACUUUGUUUUGGUUUCCUAUAAUCCUAUAUUUAAAAGUGCACUUAGUUUCUUCAGUAUUGUCUUCCUUUAUUCUAAAAAAAUAAUGGCCUCAAAUACAGAAACCACCAAUAUAAUUUCUCAAUUUAAUGCAUUUUUAAAUUUUAUGUUUAGCAGAGGGGUGAUGCAACAUGCAAUACAAACAUUUUUUUAGACUUGGACAGUGUGGCUCAUUACAGACCAAUCAUGAAUUCUAUACCAUUGUUAUCAAGUGAGUUUAACUAAUUUUGAUGCCAUGUAGAAAUUUGAAAUUUCCUAAUAAAUGGUCAUCCUUAUGGAAGA